Molecule: messenger RNA, 333 nt
Organism: Soboliphyme baturini
Lineage: Eukaryota; Metazoa; Nematoda; Enoplea; Dioctophymatida; Soboliphymatidae
Source: the annotation of a GenBank genome assembly
AUGCAGCCAAACAGGGACGUUCAGCGCCGUCAGGAGAACACGCUGCAAGUGUGGAUUCUGGAGGCGAAAGGCAUGCCUCAAAAGCGGCGCUACUUCUGCGAACUGUUGCUCGAUGGUGCACUGUAUUUCCGGACGACGUCGAAGCUGAAGACGGAUAUCUGCUUCUGGGGCGAGCAAUACGAGAUCAAACACCUGGUUAAGCUCGACCAGAUCAUCGUCAGGCUGUACCGAGAAGCGGACCGCAAGAAAAAGCGCGAGAGCAACACGUUGGUCGGAUGUGUGGAGAUCCCCGCGCAGGCCCUAAGUUCCAAGCACGCAGUGGAAAAAUGGUAA